Dreissena polymorpha is the source of this 1278-nucleotide messenger RNA. Its product is annotated as alpha-2B adrenergic receptor-like. Bases 1 to 1266 code for a protein of 421 amino acids. Gene Ontology annotation, biological process: adenylate cyclase-activating adrenergic receptor signaling pathway. The record is from RefSeq and is a predicted model, not a curated record. Gene Ontology annotation, molecular function: G protein-coupled receptor activity. NCBI's taxonomy places the organism in Eukaryota, Metazoa, Mollusca, Bivalvia, Myida, Dreissenidae. Gene Ontology annotation, cellular component: membrane. The transcript is spliced from 2 exons.
AUGGAGUGUUUGAAAUCAUCAUUAAAUUCAUCGAUAAACUGUUCAAGCAAUGCUUCGGAGGACGGCUUCUUGAAAGACGCGGGAUGGCGUUAUCCAGAAUAUCAAGCGACAACAAAAAAUGUAAUACUUGCAGUAGUUUUAACAACAAUAGUCAUUGUGUCAAUUUUCGGAAAUCUCCUAGUGCUUAUGGCUUUUGUUUUAGAGAAACGUUUACUCCAACCGUUCAACAUGUAUAUUUGUAAUCUGGCGGUGACCGAUUUCCUCGUGGCAAUCACAGCAAUGACUUUUUACACUAUAGACACGUUGCUAGGCUACUGGCCCUUCGGCAAAAUAAUGUGUGGAGUCUGGAUUUACUUUGAUUUCGCGAUGACGUUCGCAUCAGUGUUCACCCUUGUCGCCAUUUCGAUUGACCGUUUCUGGUGCGUCACCUGGGUGAUCCACUACAAGGUUCACAACAACCGCUUUCGGACGGGCAUCUUCCUCGGCGUCAUCUGGUUUUGCGUGGUCGCUAUUUGGACUCCUCCAUUCGUGGGUGACAGGAUGAAGCAUUCCGAGGAACACUUUUGUAUCUGGGAGCCGUCCAACAACCGUGACUUCGUCCUCUUCGUCGCAGUCAUCGGCCACUAUACCCCAUGUCUUAUUAUGGUGUUCGCCUACAUCAAAGUGUUCAUGACCAUGCGGCGCCAGGCAAUUAUUGUCGGAUCGACUGAUGCGGAGUCGAACGUCGCUGUUGGCAUCGCUACGAGUAAAGUUAUACGCAUCAACGUCAUACCUGUAUCAAAUGAGAGAAAUGGAACCAUCAUGGACACAGAACAGAAACAUGCUCGCUACUAUAAUGACAAUAAGCUAACACAGUGCCAUUUGUUGACUACCGAAGGUUGUGGAGCAAGUAAUCAUAGUUCCCCUCCGCCGUCAACAUCUAGAUGUACUCAUUCGUCAAUACUUGAUACCGAUCAUACAUACAACAGCAGAUCCCAACAGCGUCGAGCUCCAAAGACGACUGCAGGGAACUGCCGCGAACGGCGAAUCUUCGUGACUUUAACGUUCGUUGUAGGCUCUUAUCUUAUAUGUUGGUUCCCGUUCUAUAUCGCAUUUGACACGUACGCGUGGGCGCCGGACUUCGUACCCGCCGAUCUCUACACUUUCUUUUUUUGGAUGACUUAUUUUAACUCAACGCUAAAUCCUUUCAUAUAUGCCUAUACGAACAAAGAGUUUCGAUUGGCGUUUAUUAAAGUAAUUAAAUGCUUGUGUAGAUGCAAAAGGUAAAAAACAUUCAAG